Aegilops tauschii subsp. strangulata is the source of this 1714-nucleotide messenger RNA. RefSeq names its product F-box protein At5g07610. Lineage: Eukaryota; Viridiplantae; Streptophyta; Magnoliopsida; Poales; Poaceae. Gene Ontology annotation, molecular function: protein binding. The record is from RefSeq and is a predicted model, not a curated record.
CAAGUCCCACUCCCAUCGACUGGGAUCCUCCGACCUAGGUUUCACUCCCCCCUCCCUCUGCUCUGCUCGACGGCGUCGCCGCCGUUUCCUGCCGCCGCCAUGUCCGUCCCCGUGGAUAGCUCUAGCCCGCGGAAGAAAGGCCGCACUUCAUCGCCUGUCCGGUCUUCCCCUUCUCCCCACAGCGACGGCAGGACGGCGGUCGAGAGACUCACCGACGACCUCCUCGUGGAGAUCCUCUCGCGCGUCCCGGUCAAGUCGCUCUGCCGCUUCAAGUGCGUCUCCAACCACUGUCUGGCCCUCAUCGACCACCCCGAACACCGCAAGAAGCUCCCCCAGACACCGGCCGGCUUCUUCUACGGCAGCGCCAUCACUAGCGACUGGCUUCUGAAAUCCCCUGUCCACUUCACCGAUUUCCCGGGGAGACGCUCCCCUCCGUUCGACACCUCUUGCACCUUCCUGCCCGACCAUCGGCGCGUCGAACUAUUGGACUGCUGCAACGGCCUCCUCCUCUGCCGCUGGUAUGACGUUUCUGCCCAGGGUGACGAGUUCCACUAUAUCGUGUGCAAUCCCGCCACGGAGAAGUGGGUCGUGUUGCCAGACUCCGGCAAGGCCGCCAGCGAGGUGGCCACCACACGUUUGGGCUUUGAUUCGGCUGUGUCGAUGCAUUUCUAUGUGUUUGAGUUGGUAAAUGAGCAGGAGUUUUUUUGGGAUCCUGACAUUGUCGGAGUGGCAGUGUAUUCGUCUGAAACCGGAGGAUGGGUUUAUAAGGAAAAGAAAUGGAACUCACAAAUCAGGCUCAUUGAUCAUCGGUUUGCAUCUGUCUUUCUUAAUGGCUAUCUACAUUUUGAAGCCGAUUGUCGCGGAUCGUCCCCUUGUCUAGCUGUGGUGGACACGGAGGGGGAAACAUGGAUGAACUUCGGUUUCCCUGAUGGUCUGUUUGAUGGUUUUAUUCAGCGGUCACAGGGCCGCCUGCAUUAUGCCAAUUUUCAGGGAGAUGAAGAUGGUUCUACCACCCUAGUAGUUUAUGUUCUUGAGAACUAUCAAAGCAAAGAAUGGAUAUUGAAGCAUAGCGUCGAAAUUCCAUACAUAUUUGAAGCACCUCUACUUGAGUGGGUAGAUUUCCGCCUCGACAGGGACUUUGAUUGGAUUGCGAUUCAUCCAGAAUGCAACAUGAUAUUCUUCACUACUUGUUGGCAUGCCACAUUCACGUGCUAUAAUAUGGAUAGCGGGCAAGUCAAACUGAUAUCUGGUCUUGAAGUUCACAAGCCGCCAUAUAUGCCGUAUGUGCCGCUGUAUGUAGAGUUACAGUCAUUGCACAUUUGAUGUCAAUAUGAGAAUUGCUGGUGGUGUACAUAAGAAGUGGAUCUUCGACAGGCAUCAUCAGUUCUUCAUGCUAUGGAACAGCGGGCUUGGUAUGUCUGCUUGAAUUGGGCUCUGUUUCAGAUGUAUGCAUGCUUUUAAGUUUGGAGCAACCGUGGUUCAUCGUGGAAUGAAUUUGGUCUAUUUCUCUGAUUAGUUAUCUGACUUUGCACUGAACUUUCUUUUCUCUGUACUGGUUUUUGCAUAUGUAUGUUUUUGGAAAACUGCUACCUCUAUGUAUUCCGUCAACUUCGCGUAGUGUUUGAGCGAAUGUACUAUGAUCAUUUAGUAAAAGACAUGAUCAAUGGUUAUCAUGCAGGUUAACUUUGUAUCUUAUUGACAGUGAUUUAGUGAA